Messenger RNA from Sugiyamaella lignohabitans, 1104 nucleotides. Its product is annotated as Enolase. The record is from RefSeq and is a predicted model, not a curated record. Gene Ontology annotation, biological process: amino acid catabolic process; carbohydrate catabolic process. Gene Ontology annotation, molecular function: magnesium ion binding; hydro-lyase activity. The transcript has a single exon. Lineage: Eukaryota; Fungi; Ascomycota; Dipodascomycetes; Dipodascales; Trichomonascaceae. Bases 1 to 1104 code for a protein of 367 amino acids.
AUGGGUAAAACUUGGAGAUACAUGGUUUCUGACUCACAAUAUAGAUGGAUUGGACCUGAGAAGGGAGUUACUCAUCUGGGCAUGGCCGGAGUCAUGAAUGCGGUUUGGGAUCUUUGGGCGAAGACAUUGGGUAUCCCAGUUUGGCGAGUUGUUGCCAAUAUGACCCCUGAAGAAUUCGUCAGAUGUAUUGAUUUCAGGUAUAUCACAGACGUACUUACACCUGAAGAGGCUGUUAAUAUUCUUAAGGAUGUGGAAGCUACCAAAGCCGAGCGAAUUCAAGAGGCAUUGGAAAAUCAGUCGGUUCCUGCAUACACCACGUCUGCAGGAUGGCUAGCUUUUGAUGGUGAUAAAAUGAAAAAGGUAUUAAAGGAGACAAUUGAUCAAGGAUUCACUAUUUUCAAGUUCAAGGUGGGUUCUAAUUUGGAGUCUGACAAAGCACGUCUGAAGGCAGUGCGUGAUAUUAUAGGCUACUCUGACAAGUAUCAAAUCAUGAUUGAUGCCAACCAAGUCUGGAGUGUACCUGAAGCUAUUGAAUGGAUGGGCCACCUUGUAAAGUAUAAACCUGUCUUUAUUGAAGAACCAACUUCUCCUGAUGAUAUCUUGGGUCAUGCUGCCAUUAGAAAGGCACUGGCGCCAUACGGUGUCGGUGUAGCCACUGGAGAAAUGGCACAAAACAGAGUUACAUUUAAGCAGCUUUUCCAGGCCGAAGCAACGGAUGUUGCUCAGAUUGAUGCUGUGAGACUGGGAAGCGUUAAUGAAUGUAUGGCUGUAAUGCUAAUGGCGAGAAAGUUUGGUGUACCAACUGUCCCCCACAAUGGAGCUAUGGGUCUCACAGAAUUGACUGCUCAUCUUGCGAAUAUUGAUUACAUUUGCGUAUCUGCGAAGAAGUCAAUGCUAGAAAAUGCGGACAGUUAUAGUGAAAACCUUAUGCAUCCAUCGGUUAUCAAGAACGCUUACUAUGUUACGCCAGUCCAGCCAGGCUAUUCUGUUGGCUACAAGCCUGGGGUGUUAGAGAAGUAUGUAUACCCAAACGGCAAGUUUUGGACUUCUUCUAUUGGUGAGAAGAUCAAGAACGCCCCUAAAGGUGGGGAGGGUCUAAUUUAG